Messenger RNA from Dermacentor silvarum, 8393 nucleotides. Its product is annotated as zinc finger protein 64-like. Gene Ontology annotation, cellular component: nucleus. The transcript is spliced from 10 exons. Gene Ontology annotation, biological process: regulation of transcription by RNA polymerase II. Bases 1096 to 2517 code for a protein of 473 amino acids. Gene Ontology annotation, molecular function: RNA polymerase II cis-regulatory region sequence-specific DNA binding; DNA-binding transcription factor activity, RNA polymerase II-specific. The record is from RefSeq and is a predicted model, not a curated record. Lineage: Eukaryota; Metazoa; Arthropoda; Arachnida; Ixodida; Ixodidae.
AAGUGGUUGUAGGCAUGGGUUGUCGGCACCGUGGUUACGGUUGUGUUAUGCCUGUGUCUGCGUAGGGCCGGUAUUUUGUAGCGAUGUGUUAUGCUUUAUUCUAUACUAGUCUUAUCAUCCACCGCUCAUGGCCGGCUGAUCCCGUUGAUAACGUGAGUGGACCGUCGCUCUGACCACUGACCAGGCAUCGCUACAAAAUACCGGCCUAGUUCUCUGUUCCUGUGGAAGAGCGUGGAACCCGUGAUUGUCACCUUGGUUCCUUGGCUUGCUUCUGUCUGCCUCGGUCCGCUUGCUACGUUGCAGUGCAGCCAGCGAUAGCGCAGGGAAAGUUCAUUAAGCGUAGUGUAGGAAACCAGCUCAAGACGAGCGAAGUGUCUGGCAGCGACUUUGCUGUGUAGCCCUUUCGUCAAGCUUGCAGGUCAAGUUCUUUGCAGAUGAAGAUAUGCCUUUAGUACCGCACGUCGCUUCUGCAGACGAAAAUAUGAUACAGCCAGCGACGUUUCUGUUGCCCUGGCCACAGCAAAAACCAGGAUUCUUAAUUGUCACUACGUUGAUACUUCUCUGAAGCAACAUGAUUGUCAUAUCAUUGAAGCUGCGCUGAAACGGCAUGAUUGACACAUCAGGAGCAGGACUUGUCACCAUGCCAUUGACAUCAGAAGACUCCGGUGAUGUCCACAUAUGUGGAAAGUGCCAUGCCAGCUUCUCAAACAUUGAGAGCUUUCUGGCACACAGGCAACAAGAAGAAGUGUCCCAAAAUGUUGAACCUGUGCUUCCUCUGACCUGCCACCACACCUCAUCAAGCAAUGUGGCAAAAAACUUGGGCCAGUUCCACUCCAACCUGGACAUCCAGCGAAACCAGCCAUGUGGCUCGCAGCCCUGCCAACAAGAAAGUGGCAGAGAACCAGCUGAGACGGCACUGGAGCUUCAUGCUGCUGCAGCUCAUACACCAAGUAAUUUGAGGUCUGCUGAGGAAGCCAACCCUGCUGUUCCACAGGCUGCCACACUGUCCAGAGAUGUUCCUUGGACGCUACAAACCACGGUGCACAGCACUUGCGUUGCCAGUGCUGCUGCCUCUGAUAGUAGCGCUGCUGCAGCAUGUUGUGGACAUGCCUGUUUCUGGCCUGGCAACAAGUGUGUUGUACACUGAGAAAGCACGGACUAAAGCAGGCUUCUGUCGAACAUGCCAUCUUGAGGUGCAGCCAGCCAGGGUGUAGCUUUACUUGCCGAUAUAGAAAGGAUCUGCAAAGGCACAGCCGCAUCCAUACAGGAGAAAAGCCUUACAAGUGUCCUGAGUGCUCAAGAGAGUUCAGCCGGUCAGACAAAAUGGCCAAUCAUCGGCGAAGGCACUCGGGUGAAAAGCCAUUCAGCUGCAGUCAGUGUGAUUAUGCUGCUGCGGACAGAUGGACUCUGAAGAUGCAUCAGCGAGUGCACAUUGACGACAAACCGUAUCGGUGCCAGAUGUGUCCCUUUGCAGGCCGCCACCAAAACCAACUUCUUGUGCAUCUUCGAACACACACGGGUGACAUGCCCUUUCAGUGCCCCGAGUGCGGAGCUCGAUUCCGCAUCAGCUGUGACCUUCAGCGUCAUCUACGAACACACACUGGUGAACGGCCAUAUGCGUGCCACCAGUGUCCAUACAAGGCCUCUGUGCUCAGCAACCUGCGGUCCCAUGAGCGGGCAAUGCAUAGUGCUGACCAGCCUGCUCGUUGUAACCAAUGCUCAUUUUCCUGCUCAUCUAAGCGAGAACUGCGGCUGCACACUGCAACUCACCGGGAAGGUAGUCUGCACUGCACUGAAUGCUCAUACACAUGUGAGCGACGUAGCUCCCUGACUAGCCACAUGAGAAGCCAUGACAAAACUCGGACAUAUCAUUGCCAGGCCUGUUCAUAUGCAUCAAAGCACCCUGCCAACUUACGCAGUCAUAUGAAGAACAAGCAUUCAAAAAAACCAUCAAAGCCAAGAAAAGGAGUUGUCAAUGGACGUCAAGCAGUAUCAUGCCAUCGUACCUAUCAAUGUAGUGAGUGCCCUGAAGCCUUUGUGCGAGAAGAUUCUCUGCGCUCUCAUUGUCGGCUCCACCGCAUGGGCAUCUUGCCGCCUGCUGCAUUACCGCCAGCUUCUGAAGAUGCAGCACAAGUCACCAGUGAACCUCUUGCCACUGCUGACGAGGGCUCAACCACUGUACAGCCAUCCAUGCAAGAUAAUAUUGAACAAGAUUUAGAUCCCACUUGCCUUGCUCCUGCCACAAGCACUGCUACAUUCACAGUGUGCACAGCAUCUGAGCACGUACAGCCACUAUGUCAGCCUUCAGAGGAUGCCAUGGGACCAAGCCAAGUGCUCGAGUGCCUUGUUCAGGACCCUGUGACAAUGGAAUUUCUUCCAGACAAGCAGCUGCUGCUCCUAGCCCCAGGACAGGAUUCGACCUCGGCAUCUACCACCAACCUCUUUCUGCUAGAGUCAGCAUUACAGCCAGCUUUUUGGGCAUCACCACCUGUGGGCACUCUCGAGAACUCUGCUUAGAAAGCUACAAAGGGUUUCCUUUGUAGCUUCGUGCUACAUUCGGGUGGAUCACAAUUUUUCCCUUUCAACAACUUUCAACUACAAAAGGUACCAGAUGUAUGAGGUAUAUGAGAACAUAAUGUCUCCAGGAAUAGCAAUGAUAUUUCAGACAAGAUUAAACAUAUCUGACUCUCCUUUCUCUCCUUGAGCACCUGCCAAGCACAGUUCAGCUAUCAAUGUAUGCGGAUGACAUCUGCGUUUGGACGUCUGCAGUAACACGCCUACAACUGCGAGUGAAGAUCCAGAAAGCCGCAUCUCAGACUGCUAUUUACCUCCAGAAUCGGGGUGUCAAAAUAUCGUCUGAGAAAUGCGCACUUGUGGCAUUUACACGCAAGCCCAUGGCGAACUGCAGCAUAUUGAUAAAUGGCCAAAGAAUACCAUACAUUCGAUCUUGCAAGUUUCUAGGCGUUAUAAUUGACAGCGACAUGUCAUGGAGUUCUCAUGUUUCAUACAUGAAGAAGCGGUUAACAAGCAUCUGUCACCUGUUUAAGUUCUUCACUGGAAAGACAUGGGGAAUGUCCACAAAGGCUAUGCUGCAACUAUACAAUGUGCUGUUUCUCAGCUUCCUGCGGUACAGCUUGCCAGCCUUAACUAACGUAAGCAAAACGAGUCUGCGCACCAUACAAAGUGUUCAAGCCCAAGCGCUCCGCAUUUGCCUAGGCCUGCCUCGCAGUGCAUCAACAGUGGCGACUAUAGCAAUUGCUUGAGACCACCUCGCCAAGACUCACAUUGAGGUUGAAGCAUUGAGGACACAUAUACGACACCUUGCCCGGACUCCCCACCACCACCUGGCAUCUCUACCAGCGGACAGACCACGUACCUCUUUCUGCCAAAUAGCCACGCAUGGUGAAUCAUUACCAACUUGCUUCACUGCUGCCGCAAGACCUUCGAUUCCUUCGUGGUGCCUUACUCAGCCAAAUAUCAACCUGACAAUACCUGGCAUACAGAAAAAAGCAGAGCUGUCAUCACUAGCCCUUAAACAACUCGCCUUACUUCUGUUGUACGAGAAGUACCUAGACUCUGCCCAUAUAUACACCGAUGGAUCCGUCCUGCCGAACAGCUUUACCGCGGCAAUUGUGAUACUAACAAUGGGCACAACUAUUAAAUUCAAGACGUCUCCCUCACAACAUCGACGGCAGCAGAGCUCGCAGCGCUUUGUACCACGCUCCAAUUCAUUCGUGAUCAAGUGACGCACAAAUGGACAAUUUUCUGCGACUCAAAAGCGGCUCUGCAGUCUCUACUGUCACCUUUACGCCGCGGUCCACACGAGCAGCUGGUCUUUGAGAUUGCCGAGGCAGUACACAAUCUGACUGAGAUAGGGCCAGAAAUAACUUUUCACUGGCUUCCAAGUCACUGCGGAAUUGUCGGCAAUGAACGGGCUGAUCAAGCUGCCCGCAAAGCUCAUAAAGAAGAUCACCAACGGCCCAUACCACUUUCUAGGACUCACGCUGCACGGAAGCUCCGCGUGCGUGCUCACCAAUGCACAAGGUCACAAUGGAAUGAAUCGCACUUCAAGCAUGCUCGCUUAUACUCUCUGGACCCAACCCUAAGUCUUCGAGUACCAUCAAGGCUUCGCUGAGGAGACGCAACCCUUUUGUGCCGAUUAUGGUUGGGCGUUGCGUUUACCAACGCCUAUGCGUUCCGCAUACGAAUGGCCGACAGCAUGGCCUGUGACCACUGCAGCAAUGAAGAGUCGAUUGUACAUAUUUUGUGCGACUUCCCGCAGUACAGUGCGCAGAGACAUUCUCUUACCAACGCGUUCAGCCAAUUGGACGACCGGCCUCUGUUGGAAGAAAAAAUUCUCCACCACAGACUGGACUUAAUGUCACAGAAGAAAGCCGUGCAGGCGCUUCUGCGCUUCUUGCGAGCCACCGGCCUAUCUGACCGACUGAUUAGAACGCUCUUCCGGUGAAACGAAACAAUCGCACACCUUCUUUGUGAGUGCCCUCGUUUCAACCCGCAGAGAGCAGCUCUCUCAACCAUGAUAGAUCAACUGGACAACCGCCCAAUAACGCGAAUCAACAUCCUUGGAAACUGGCCUACACGAACAACAGCGCGAGCCGCCCUGAAGGCACUGCUGCGUUCCUUAAAAGACACCGAACUCAGUGACAAAUUGUGACUCGACUCUGUGUGACGUAGGAUGGGACGUUGACGCUAUUCAACACUAGAACGCCUUCGCAGACUGCGUGACAGUACCCACAGAAACAGUUCUGUUUUGUGUGUGUGUGUGAUUUUCUUUCCUUUUUUUCCCCCUUUUUUAUACUUAUUUUUCUCUCUCUCUCCUGUCGAAUCCCUUUACCCCUCCCCCGCUACAAGGCAGCCAACUGGAGAUAAUCUGUGGUUAACCUCCCUGUCGUUCCUUUGCCUUUUUUUCUCUCUCUCUCUACUCAAUAGAACUAGUAUCUUCAGCCUAACUGAUUAACUGAACUUGGCUUCAGAAAUGGCUGUAUGCUUAGAUCAGAUGGGGCUGGUUGAUGUUGGCCAGUGCUUCCACAAUAGCAGCCUUUGGCAAGUUUUUAGCAUUGUGUGCCUAUUUGUUGGUCUUCCUCACAAUGAUGCCCCCCAUAAAAUCCCGUGCAGCAGUUUUAAGUAUUGAAAACUAGGACAUCACAUUGAGGGUUACCUAGCUGCCAAAGUUCACAGCCACCCACUCUUUGCUCAUGCUGGCCUUUUGGGGGGAAGUAAAUCUAUCACUUCCAGUUGGUGCCUAGUGUCCUCGUGCACAGAAAGCCUAACUCUUCACUCUGCCACCUAUUGCUGCUUGGCAAUGGCCAUCAUUGGCUUUUGAGGGUUUCAACUCAUGUGACCUCUACCUGCUGGGGAAACUCAACCACCUAAGUGAUGCCUGACCACUGGCAUUGCAUUCUCUUUGUCAUACAUGACAGUUAGCCAUUAGGAGCGAUUAGCUCUUUUCUCACCGGAAAAACAUGAUUUAAAAACAAAUGAUUUUGCCAACAUAAAGAUGGUGGUGAUCUCCAAGUCACUGUGGCCAGUAUCUAAGGUGACUAGGACUGCUUGUGUUUUGAUGUCCUGUGUCAGACUGUAAGAUGCUACCCUGCAAUAAAUGUGCUAUGUAGUUGACAGAGAGGUGGGUAAAGAGAGAAGUUGAGCAUCCAAACAUUAUCAGAAUGUUGAUCCGAGGCUGUCUUCUUAAUUACCUUGUGCACCGUGUAUUUAGUUAGGCUUGGCAUUGGAAAUACUGUUGUUAAAAGUACUAGCGCUGUGUUUGUGUUUGUGGAUGUGUUUACUGGUGUCCUCGCAUCCUUUUGCACUAUACCUUGACAUUCUAUUUGAUGGACAUGCUGGACUUCCAUAUAGUCAUUUGUCAGUCAGCUAUAUUUUGACUAGAUAAAUCUGCUAAAGGAUUUGGAAACCAUUAGUGAGGGAGCUCUAGCUAUUACGUUAGAAACAUCACAUUUACAGUGUGCAUCAAAUGUUUACAGACAGAUGUGUCUGCUUAAUAUUGUUACGAGAACGAAGGAUUAUGCACUGGAGACUAUUUACAAUGUAUAUUUACAAAAGGCAACUGCAGCGCUGGCCAGUUCAGCCGGCGGCUCGAGAGCAAGGAGCAGUUCGUCUUCGUCGAGGGCGCCCAAGAUGCGUCCACAAGAAACACACAAUAUGCAUGUAGCAUUAUCCCCGGCAGCAGAAGCACUGUCCCGGUUCGUCGUAAGUAUCGGUAGUAACAGGAGGGUAGUACGGUUUUAGGCGUGUGACAUGCACAACGUCAGUGGAAUUCGGGGCAGAGGAGGCACUGGUACUGACUGGGGCGGUUUCAUACGUAACUAGAGUCACAGCACGUAGCACUCAAUAUGGGCCUCUGUACCGAGACAGGAGUUUUUCUGACGGGCCAACGUGACGAGUUGGGGACUACAGGAGUACUAGAGAUCCAGGCGAAAAGUGGACGUCUCUGUGUUGGCGAUCCUACAAACACCGGUGGUUCUCUUGGGAGGUCAGGAGGUGAACGCGGGCAAUUUCACGUGCUUGGGCUGCCCUGGUGAUUGCGUCACGUGCAUAGUCGGUGGUCUUUGCUGCGGCGGAAAGAAGGGAGUGUGUCCAGUUGCAAUGUGGGUUCUCGGCCAAACAACAGGAAGAACGGGGAAUAACCGGCAGUGUCGUGACGCGAAGAAUUGUAAGCAAAUGUGACAUAGGGUAGGGAAAGGUCCCAAUCAGUAUGGUCGGACGAGACAUACUUUGCAAGCAUGUCUGUAAGGGUUCGAUUCAGAUGCUCCGUGAGACCGUCUGUGGAUGGUAAGACAUAGCCAGCUUGUGCCUGUUUGAGCAGGACUGCAGGAUGUUGGCGAUAACUUUAGAAAGGAAUGUCCGACCACGGACAGUGAGCAGUUGGUGUGGAGCUGCAUGCUUCAGAAUCACGUCGCGUAAAAGAAAAUCGGCGAGAACUGUGGUGCAGCUUGUUGGAAGCGCUCUGAUGAUGGCGUAGCGUAAUCUGUCGCCACAGCGACCCACUUGUUGCCAGACAUUGAUAGAGGGAAAGGGCCAAGUAAGUCCAAGCCAACGCGGAAGAACGGCUCUGAAGGAAUGUCGAGUGGUUGAAAGCCAGCGUUUUGUGACGCUGGCAUUUUUCACACGCCGCAACGUAUUUCCGGACAGAGCGGGCAAGGCCUGGCCAAAAGAAGCGUCGGCGAAUCCGGAAAUACGGAUUUUCAGCUGCAUUUCUAGUUUUACUGCAUGACUGCAUUAAAUGUUCUCUUUCCUUUGCAAUCCAUGCACAAAACAAUUAUGCACUUUUGCUGUGUAAUACCUUCACUUCAAGCUUUGGGAAUUUCAGUUUGCAGUGGUACAGCACACGAGCUCAUCUGCCAGCUUUAUCUGAUGAUGCAUGAGGAAGUUGCUCUUGUGGUGUUGCAGUCAGCACUACAGCCAACAACUAGGUGAACGCUAGUUCCUUGAUGAAUUGCAGUCAAUUCCAGCCAUGGUUUCUGGCCACUGAGGAGUAGAGAACUUUGACUCUGAUGUCUAUAGGAAUGUUACAACAAAAUGGUAAUGGUUCCUGUUUGCAAUCGUGCAGUGCCACAGAUUCGUAGGUAUUGGUAAGUUACUCAAGCGGUGCUGGCUUUCUGUCGAGCUCAAUGAGUGUUGUUUAACCAUUGUUGCUGCAAAAAAUAGCUCUUGGAGAUUUGACUACUAACAGUGUUGGAGAAGAAAUUAUAUUGUGCUCUCUAGGGAUGGAGCUCUAACAAGAGGUGCAUAACAGUGUCCAGGACAUCAUGAAGUAGUAUGGCCUUCCAGUCCAAAAUUUAGUUACUCUUAUAGCAACCUUUCAUAUCAGCCACUACGUGCUUGUUUAGCCUUAUUGGUAUCUUCUCGUAGUCCUUCUUGUAGCCUUAUAGUUAGUCUUUCAGUGAGUUCAAAUGGCUGUGGAGUAAGCUUUCUAAUGGGGGUUGACAAGCGAUGCUAAGGCUAUUCCUCACUGUGCAAAGACGGGUUGAAGAUUAGUCACUCCCUGAAAGACUGUUCUGGGGAGGCCAGCCAGUGAGUUGGAAGAGUGCUAGUUUUCUAGAUCACCGAUGCAAAUAAUAUUUUGCUAACAUAACCUUAAAAUGUAAAGCUGCCCAAAAAUGCAAAUUGCUGGCUUAAAAUUGUGAUUUCUCUUGCCGCAUCCUCCCUAGAAGUGCCUGUACAGUGAGGCUUGAAGUACUUGGCUCAGAAGUAUUGAGUCAUACCUGUUAAAUAUUUAAGGCAUGAUCUAAACCCCAGGAUUGUGUCUUGGACCUCUGUUGACACCUUCUUCAAGUUUCUGGGGGCUUGCAUUGUCACCAGGGGAGAAAAUUGUAGCAUCUGCAGAAUAGUUAUUCUUAAAAGAGAAUUUUUGUCCA